Mucor velutinosus is the source of this 2256-nucleotide messenger RNA. RefSeq lists its product as uncharacterized. The coding region runs from base 1 to 2256 and encodes 751 amino acids. The transcript is spliced from 6 exons. The record is from RefSeq and is a predicted model, not a curated record. Lineage: Eukaryota; Fungi; Mucoromycota; Mucoromycetes; Mucorales; Mucoraceae.
AUGCCUAAUUUACUUGAAAAAAUCUUUUUGCUUGCUACAAGAGCAACUUUGGGCACAAUUGCUUGUAUUCUUGUGGGAACUGUGUGUGUCUACAUUGUUCUUUUCGGAAACAAGAAAACUCCUUCCACCAUUCAGCAACAUGGAAGCAGAGAAGUCAAACAAGAUGAUGCUCCUAGUCAAACCAAAAUCACUAAAUCAGUUGAUAACGAGAAGCGCACUGAUUCUACAAAGCCUGAGAAGAAGGCCAAAGAAGUAGUAAAGACAGACAAAGAGUCGGGUGCUUCCGUCGUAGUAGUAAAGCCCGAACCAUUCCUUGCUCAAUAUGAAGCAACCCUCGCCAUUGUCUUGAGAGAUGCCGCCAACUAUAAACCAACUCCAGUUGAGUCGAUCAGCACUGAAUUCAAAGAGGAGAAGAAGAAGAAGGAGGAGGAGGAGGAGGAGGGUACAUCCAGACAUGCCGAAUCCAGUAGAGAGGUCAAGGUUAAGAGUGCAGUUGCAGUUGCAGUUGCAGCUUCUGCUGCUGUCACUACCACUGCUUCUGCUAUUGCAGCUACUCUUGAAACAGAUCAAGAUGUUGCUCUUGUCAAAUCAAAAGCUCCUGAACCAGUGCUUGCAGCUUACGAAGCCACAACCGCUAGCAUGGCUCUAAAAGCUCAACAAUUCAUCGGAUCCCUACCCAAGGCACCUAAAGCACCGGCACCCUUCCUUGCUGCCUUUGAAGCGACCACUGCUUCCACCACAUUGGAAGCUAGUCAAUACAUUGCUGCCCUACCCAAGGCACCUAGACCUUUCCUUGCUGCAUUCGAGGCCACCACUGCCCUUACUGCUUUAGAGGCCAGCAAAUAUGUAUCUGCAUUGCCCAAGGCACCCAGACCUUUCCUUGCUGCAUUUGAAGCGACUACUGCUUCCACCGCAUUGGAAGCUAGUCAAUACAUUGCUGCCCUACCCAAGACACCUAGACCUUUCCUUGCUGCAUUCGAGGCCACCACUGCUAUCACUGCUCUGAAAGCUCAAACAUUUGUCGCCGCUAUGCCUAAACCUCCCAAGCCAUUCCUUGCCGUUUAUGAAGCCACUACCGCAUCUGUUGAAAUGGAUGCUUGUCAAAAUAUCAAGCACAUCGUAGCAGGCCCUGAAUAUACUGAAGCAUUGGCUGAAUACCAUGAGAGACUUGCCAAGCGUUGUGAGCCAUCUAAUCCUGUUCUUGCUGCCUAUGAAGCUACUACAGCCGAGUGCACUGUAGCCGCUCAGAAACAUGUUGUUGCUCUUGUUGCAACUGAAGAUUAUCAGCAGACAUUGGAAGUAUGUCGUAAGAAGCAAAUGGCAAAUCUUACCAAGUCAGCAUCCAGCGACAAUCUCUCACAGUACGAGAUUACUACAGCCAGCACUAUUUCUGCAUCUCGUAAAUAUAUCAGCAAACUCACAUCGUAUGAUGAGUAUUCGGAUGCUAUGAAAACUGCUACUGCCAAACUUCAAAGCGCGAUCAACAAGGAGGUACUUCCCACCAUCACAACCAACUUGGCUUCGUUAGAGGCGACGGCAGCAUAUCAGUUGUUGCAACACCAAAACCAACAACAACAGCAGCCACAACAACAACAUGUCGAGUCUGAUUCUGACAUUGAGGUUGAGAUUGAGGACAAUGUGCUUUCAUCGCCCUCUGCUAUUUCGUCUGUUUCCAGCACAAAUUCAACUGAACUCACAAGAGAUAUUAGCGAUAGCAAGAAGCCUUCUCAGAUCAGCACUGCAGAUGCCAACACUCCAUUUGAUGUGUCCUGGGAUCAGAUGUAUGCCAACAGCAAUAACAAUAAGAAGCCAGCAAUAGUAGAAUCACCCAAAUCAGCUACACCUUUCAUGUCGACUGUAGAGUGCACGUAUUAUCCCAACUGCACAAACAAGAAUUGCAAGUUUGUCCAUCCUGGAAAGGAAAACAAUCCUAAACCCAAGCGUGCUGCCACCAUGGAUACCGUGUACAAAAAGCCUUGGACCAAGGCUGAACGUAUUGAGAGACAAUCUCAGACUCACUUUCCAACAUGGAAAUCGCGUUGUGUGCACUGGCCUUAUUGCACAAACAACCACUGUAAAUACUCACAUCCCAUCAAAGAGUGCAGAAUGGGAGAGCAAUGUACAUUUAUGGAUCGCUGCAUGUUCCUUCAUCCCAGUGAUUUCCUAGAGCCCGCCAAAAAGCGCUAUACACCCAAGAGAUCCCAAACACUGCCUCAAAUACAAUCCCAAGAACCUGAAUCGCUACCACAAGUGUGA